Molecule: messenger RNA, 870 nt
Organism: Oncorhynchus keta (chum salmon)
Lineage: Eukaryota; Metazoa; Chordata; Actinopteri; Salmoniformes; Salmonidae
Product: cystatin-F-like
Exons: 4
Coding region: 73-474 (133 amino acids)
Biological process (GO): immune response; negative regulation of microglial cell activation; positive regulation of myelination
Cellular component (GO): late endosome; lysosome; endoplasmic reticulum
Molecular function (GO): cysteine-type endopeptidase inhibitor activity
Source: RefSeq, a predicted model, not a curated record
AUUGGCUGCACCUGUUAGUUAAUUGAUUGUCUUGUGGAAGUAGGCCCAUGGUAGGUUUGGCUAGUCUGCAACAUGUGGUGGAAGUGUUGCCUUACAGGAAGUAAAAUAAACAGCAGUGUUGAGAAAUCUCUAACAGGCAUGGGGCUGGGUUACAUGCUUCUGCUCUUCUCUGGCUUGUGCUCAAUUGUCAGUUGCCAAAGGUUAGUGCCUGGCGCUCCAUAUAAGAUCAACACAAAUGACAAGGGGGUCCUAAAAGCGGCGCUUCAUGGGACCAAUUCAUUUAACAAUCAGACCAAUGAUGCUUUUCUCUUCAAGCCAUCUGCAAUUGAAAAAGCCGAAAGACAGAUUGUAAAGGGACUCAAAUACAUUUUGGAAGUAGACCUCUCGUGGACCGUGUGCCGCAAAAACAGACACAAAGACCCAGACCUGGCCAACUGCACGUUCCAACCAGAUGACCUUCCACUGUGUCUUUGAGGUUUGGAAAAUGCCUUGGCUCCACUUCAUGAAGACUACCUAUUUUUCGUGCAGCCCAUCUGACCGAUCUUGAAGGAAGUUCCUACGCUGUUUCUCUCCAUUCAUUUUCAUUCCUCUAAAUAAAAUUGAGCCUUAACGUAUAGUUUAACAAUGGCUAUUACUAUAUGUCUUGAGUACCAAUAUGUAUUUUAGGUUAACUUAUCUAACCUUGUUAUCCUCAAAUAAAAUGGUGGACUGCUUUAUCCCGUGCAAAUUAUACAAUGAAUUUUAACUCAUGUUUUGGCAUGAGUUAGGGUCUGCACAGACUAAAUUUUGAUCAACAACACCUUAAAUCCCAAACAGGAUCAUCAUAUCCGUAGGAAGGAAUAGAAAAUCUGUGCGGCUGUUCCGAGUUAC